CUCCCUUUCUCCCUUUCUCCCUCUCCUCCUCUCCAUCUCCCUUUCCCUCUCUCCCUUUCUCCCUCUCAUCCCUUGAGGUCAGCCAGGGCACUUGCACUUAAGGGUCCCCAAAUCUGAACUUUAUGGAAGUAGGGGUGGCAGAGGGUUUUUUGUGGAGAACUUUGGAGUUCCUGUCCUCCUCCCAUAUGGCUGUGCAAGCCUGUUGACCUUCAGAAUGCCAGGCUCAGGAAAAGAGCCUCUUUUUCCAAACUACCCAGAAAGGGGAAAUAAUCAUUAAAAUACAGGAGCUUGAAGCUGUAAUCGUUGAUCUUCUCGAAGGUUAGGUUGUGAACAUUAAUACGUCAAGGCAGAUCAACCUGUCAUGUACCAUUCCAUACCUGCCUCUCUCACGUGGUCAUUUCAGUCAUGAGUCCCAUCAUUUGGCAUCAUUAUCCUGAAGAUUUUUAUUAGGAAAAGUUGAUUUUUUUUUAUAUUCCUGCCCACCACUUUUCUUCCUUUGAUACCUAAGAGCGGGUUCAGCCAACACAGAAUAUAUACACUGUAGGGACGUUGUGCAAGUAAUGACUUAGUUUGCCAUGAACGCAUUCAUUCAACCUCUGGAACUUCACCUGAAUAAAAUGUAGAAAUGUGACCGUGGAGAGUUAGAAUGACCAAUUUUGUUUUUUAUCUGUUCACUUUCCUGAAUCGGCUGGAGCUGUGCUCUUCCACGAAGGGCACAUCUUUCCCUCCAAGAAGUUGUAGGUUUGGGAUUCAGAUGAUUUUUAUUUGAAUAUAUAAUAGUUGUUGUUUCUGCAUGAUUGGAUUUUAUGGGAAGGCAGCAGUGUAGAAAGAGUACCCGUGAAGGAAGUUCGGUGGGGGCUUGGAAUGUAUUUUUAACCAACCUACCGGGGAAGUUGUCAAUCAGAUACUAAAAAUCAGGGGUGCUUUCCUGGAGGCACUGCUCUGAUAUGUCAGGCAUCCAGGCCCUGCCCCCUCAGACGCGUUUCUGUAAACCGCGGGUGUGCGCGUAUGUGUUGUGUGUGCUUGUCCUUUUUAGUUGAAGAGGACUCCACUGACAAUAAGAUCUUACCAAGGCUCGCGGGUGUGACCGAAAAGACAGUUUGAUGUUCCCCAUUGGUUCAUCAACAGGAAGCACCUUGCCAUUUUUCACUCAACAGCUGGUGGAACCUAGCCCUCCUGAGAAAUUCCAUCCACCCCACAACGUUCCCCCGUGCCCGGCCACCCAGCCUCCCACGUACUGCUCAUGGAACCAGCAGCGUUUCUUGGUGACUGUGGACUUCAGUUUCUUGCGAAACAGCAUUUAAGACCGGAGGAAGAGAUUUAUGCCCACACCAACUGUGGACUUUCGCACAGCCUAUACUAAAAGAUGUCCCUGGUAGAUUUGGGUAAGAAGCUGUUAGAAGCCGCACGAGCAGGUCAAGACGAUGAAGUUCGCAUUUUGAUGGCCAAUGGCGCUCCGUUUACUACAGACUGGCUGGGAACCUCUCCACUCCACCUAGCCGCACAAUAUGGGCACUAUUCCACCACCGAAGUGUUGCUGCGAGCCGGAGUGAGCCGGGACGCCAGGACCAAAGUGGACAGGACCCCGUUACACAUGGCAGCGUCCGAGGGCCACGCCAGCAUCGUGGAGGUCCUACUGAAGCACGGGGCCGACGUCAACGCGAAGGACAUGCUGAAGAUGACCGCCCUGCACUGGGCCACGGAGCACAACCACCAGGAGGUGGUGGAGCUUUUAAUCAAAUACGGCGCCGACGUCCACACGCAGAGUAAAUUCUGCAAAACCGCACUUGACAUUUCCAUAGAUAACGGGAACGAAGACCUAGCCGAAAUAUUGCAGAUCGCCAUGCAGAACCAAAUCAACACGAACCCCGAGAGCCCCGACACCGUGACGAUACACGCGGCCACGCCCCAGUUCAUCAUCGGACCUGGAGGAGUGGUGAACCUAACAGAUGAGACGGGAGUAUCUGCUGUGCAGUUUGGAAACUCAUCCACAUCAGUAUUAGCUACAUUAGCUGCUUUAGCCGAAGCAUCCGCUCCAUUGUCUAACUCUUCAGAUACCCCAGUCGUGGCCACCGAGGAGGUAGUGACCGCAGAGUCCGUGGAUGGGGCGAUCCAACAAGUCGUCAGCUCCGGGGGCCAGCAGGUGAUCACGAUAGUCACGGACGGAAUUCAGCUGGGCAACCUGCACUCGAUUCCGACCAGCGGGAUCGGUCAGCCCAUCAUCGUGACCAUGCCCGAUGGCCAGCAAGUUCUGACAGUACCGGCAACAGACAUUGCAGAAGAAACUGUCAUCAGUGAAGAGCCACCGGUGAAGAGGCAGUGUAUUGAGAUCAUUGAAAAUCGGGUGGAAUCUGCAGAAAUAGAAGAGAGAGAAGCCCUGCAGAAGCAGCUGGACGAAGCAAACCGAGAAGCACAAAAGUACCGCCAGCAGCUCCUAAAAAAGGAGCAGGAAGCAGAAGCUUACCGGCAGAAGCUGGAGGCCAUGACGCGACUACAGACGAACAAAGAAGCCGUCUAGGGUUGCGACGGACACGUAAGCCUGGUACCGCUCCGAGGCGAGAAAACCCCAAAUUGCAACCUCGAACUGGACGCCGUCUACACGCGGCCGGCGGAUUACGGGAUCCGGGCGGGGGGUGGAGAGACUGGCAUCCAGGUUAAGAACCGGACCGGGGCCGGAGGCUCCGAUGAGUUCCUUGUAUCAUAAACUCUGACCUUAGAAGUUGUGAAAAGUAUUUAAAACUGAAUUCUGUAAAUAGUUGGAUUUUUUUUACAGUUCCCAAAAUGAGUUGCUAAAAAAAAAGAUUUUUUGAAAGGAUCCAGACACACAGAUAGGCGAACGUUUUUUGUGAAUUCUUUUUUGAUUUUAGUAUGAAUCUAAUUUCUCAGAAACAGAACAGUUUUAAGGGUGAUCCUUGCUAAUCACGGUGACUGUUAGAAAAAUGAACGCGACGCGCUGAUUCCGGAAUUCAUCCUGCUGGUCUCAACUCAGCCUUUAUCCGAAGGGGGAAAAAAAAAAAAAAAAAGGAUUUCUCUGAGGAAAUCGAUCCACAGCUUUAAGUAAUUGCCUCUGAUUCUCUGGAAACAUUUUUUAGGAAGUGAAACUUUUAUAUUUGUUUACUCCCGCUAUAUUUGAGUAGAUUUUCAUGUAUAUGAAGCUAAUAUUUUUUAAACUUUCAGUCUGUACAUAUUUUGCAUGUUUUUAUAAUUUCGGAGUGCCUCGCUUGCAUAGGAACUUUCCGCAAAGACGAUGAAAUCCCGUAGGUCACCGAAAUCGAGUAAGUGAGCAACAGGCUCUAUCGUUCCACAAUGAAAUCCUCGGAAGAAGCAGUCUGGGGGGGGACUUAUUUGCAAAAUCGAGAAUUUGGAGAAAAUGCCACAAAAACAGGUGGGAUUCUGUGAAAAUUCCCCCUUGCAGGUGUCGUGAGGCACAGGAAUAUAGGUUGAUGCCUUUGGAAAACUUAACACGGUUAAGUUUCACAGAUAUUCCCUUCAACUUCGUGUCUCCCCGUCCUGUGCCUGUUCCCUAGCGAGGAGUCCGGGAGAGACGGUAUCGUCUCUGUUUAUCCGUUCGGAAAAGGUAGUUCCGAUUCCCGGAACGGGAACCGUUUCCCACCCCGGCGACGGUGACGGCUUUUACCUAGUUUCGUCGCCCCGCUCUGUGAAAUCGGUCGAUCUGUGCCGUGACUUGCUCUAUCUUAAGACUGUUAAGUUCUGUAUUGUAUGAACACCAGACUUGGAUUGAUCCUUCGGAUUUAUUUUGUAAAGCAUAACUUCGAGUCUUUAUCCUUGCUUUGCUUUUUUUUAUGUUUCACUGCUAUAUGAAAAUGUUUAUCUAAACUGAAAAAUACGGAAAAAAAACCCCUUAUUACCUAUACUGUAUAAAAAAGAAAAAUUACCCUUAAAACUGUACUCUGGCCUACUUUUCUAUUUUACAAUUAAAUAUCUUUUCCACAUA
Molecule: messenger RNA, 3955 nt
Organism: Tachyglossus aculeatus (Australian echidna)
Lineage: Eukaryota; Metazoa; Chordata; Mammalia; Monotremata; Tachyglossidae
Gene: GABPB1
Product: GA binding protein transcription factor subunit beta 1
Exons: 11
Coding region: 1367-2518 (383 amino acids)
Biological process (GO): positive regulation of transcription by RNA polymerase II
Cellular component (GO): nucleus
Molecular function (GO): transcription cis-regulatory region binding; protein binding
Source: RefSeq, a predicted model, not a curated record